UUAAAAGCAUCUUUUAGAACAGUGAAUUGUUGCAUAUUGGAAUUGAAAAAUACUUGUGUUAAAUGGAAAUUGCAGGUGAUAUUGAGUGGGAAAGGAGGAGGGAGAAAUGAAUGCACAUAUAGUGGUAGAGGGAAAAUACCUCUACUGUGUGCUUCUGCUGCAUUUUUGGCUCUGGCUAUUGCCAUGGUGAUUGAGCACACAUAUUUGUUGAUUGUUGUGAGCAAAGCAACUCCUCCUCAUAUACUUUAUUGGGAUCCUCAUUCUGAUUCUCUCAACUCUCUUGUUUGGCAAGCUGGCUUCUUCUUUGUUUCCACAUGGGUUUCUUUUGCUGUUGCGGAGAUAUUGUUACUAAUAGGGCUAAGUGUAGAGUCUGGACAUCUAAAAAAUUGGGAAAUAGCAAAGGAAAGUUGUUUAGUAGUAGGACAAGGAUUAUUCUCAGCUGCUGGAGUUUUUGGUCUACUGACAGUUUUCUUGGCGGCUGGUUUAUACAUGAUAGCACUAAGAGCACAAAGACUAUUGCUUCAUCAAGAAAGUAUAAGUCGUCAAGUCCUAGAAACCUCUAUGCUUUUUGCAUCUCCACCAACAUCUCCUCGAACUAUCAUUAGACCUGUUCCUAAUGAAAAUCCAAUUUCAACAACAGCUCAGAGUAAUGAACAUACUACUUCAUUAGCACAGUACCUUUCUGACUUUGAUAAGUAUUUAUACUUGGUUUGAAGAAACACAAGACUUCUGAAUUUCUCCAUCCUAAAAAUGCAUUUCAAGUUCGUCCAAGAGCUGAGGAAAAAAAUCUUGUAUGUUUUUACUGUUUUCCUACAAGAUUGAUUUGUAUAUAAGUUUUUACCAACUCCCUUUUUUGUUUAUAGACAUGACUGUUUCUAAGUGUAAGUACUACACCUUUUGAUAUCAAAAGAAUUUUCUGUUGGGAUCUCUAAAAGAACUUAUUGUAAAAUAUGGCCCACGUUGGU
This is a messenger RNA of Nicotiana tabacum (common tobacco), 965 nucleotides long. NCBI's taxonomy places the organism in Eukaryota, Viridiplantae, Streptophyta, Magnoliopsida, Solanales, Solanaceae. The record is from RefSeq and is a predicted model, not a curated record.